Triticum turgidum subsp. durum (durum wheat) is the source of this 1236-nucleotide messenger RNA. The record is from the annotation of a GenBank genome assembly. Lineage: Eukaryota; Viridiplantae; Streptophyta; Magnoliopsida; Poales; Poaceae.
AUGAUGCGUUGUCUUGUUGGAGUCAUGCAGCCCUUUGACAAAAUGUCUGCACCGGCAUCCAGUUCCAAGAGGUCGCACGGACCAGCAGCGCACAGUGCUGACAGACUCAGCAGCCUUCCUGACCCGCUGCUCCAUCUCGUGAUGUCCUUCCUGCCGAUGCGAGAAGUCGUGCGCACAAGCUUGCUCUCGCCAAGGUGGCGCGAUCUCUGGGCCUCCGUGCCCUUCAUCCACCUAGAUUUCAAGGAAUUUGUGGAUGCUACUGCUGAUUCUUUUGUUAUUGGUGUUGAUGAUCAUGAUUGGUUGAAGCUGGAUGAGAAUAGGCUGCAGAAGUUUGGGGACCACUUGCUACUCUUGCGUGAUGGCGCGGUGCCCUUGGAUGAGGCUCGGAUCUUUAUUGGAGGUGCUGAUUUGUCUGACAAAUAUGAUUUGUGGAUUCAUCAUGCCAUCAAGCAUAAAGCUCGGCUGCUUCAUGUUUAUGCUCAUCGCUUCCUCCGAGUAGAAUUCAAUGAUAGAUCGAUGAUUCGUUCUCAGCACCUGAAAAUAAUCAGGCUCCAAGAAGUCACUUUGACUGACACAUCCCUUAGGCCACUGAAUUUUUAUUUCCCUGUGCUUGAACAUCUAGAGCUGGACUGUUGCAUUGUCAACUGUGUGAAGAAUAAGAUCUCAUCGAGGUCACUGCAGACUAUACGUAUAACCUGCUGCGAAGUCUUCGGAGAUCUUGAGAUUUGUGCUCCGAAUCUGAACCAUCUGUACAUCCUCGACCCAGUUUUUGGAGGGCAUGCUAUAGUAACAAGGGAUCUGUAUUCUCUAGUUACAGCUUCAAUAAGUCUAAGUGCCUUGGAGCUGUAUCAUGGUAUACUUGACGGCCUCUCACGUGUCACAACCUUGGAGCUACAUGCACCAUUACUUGAGAAGCCCACGCGAGAGAGGUGUUUGGAAACAUGCCCGGUGUUCAGCAACCUCAUAAGCCUGGUGCUUGGCGAAUGGUGCAUGGCCUCCAACUUCUCUCCUAAACUGAAGUAUCUGACCUUUAAGCUCAGAAUGGACCAGCUUCGACCAUGCAAGGCUGCUGAGCGUGAUCGGUCACCAAGAGGGGACUCGUCGUUGGGCGGCUAUCCUAGCAUCGAGAGGACCAUGAUCUACUGCGGCAAAGAUGAUCCAAGAGUCAGCGCGUUGGUGAAGGUGCUGCUACCGAUUGUCAUCCCAGGCGGGGAAAUCAGCAUCAAAGGUCACUAG